AUGUCCCGCUUGGUCUUCACCCGCGGAGCGGCGCAGCUCACGUCGCUCCACGCCGUGCCGCUGAUCCGGACACCCGUGUCCACCGUCAACCACUCGCUCGCACUGCUGAACCUCCGCAAGCUGCUCCUCGGCCGCCCCGGUCUCCUCGGGGUCAAGCGCGGCAUGAUCACCUGGUUUACCAACGACGGCAAGCAGUUCCCCGCCACCGUCAUCGAGAUCGACGCUUGCGAAGUCGUUGCCAACAAGACCGUCGACUCUCACGGCUACUGGUCGGUGCUUUUAGGGCAAAUCGACAAGAUGAAAAACGUGCUGGCGCUGGACCUCGCCAAGUUCGAAGCCGCUGGCAUUCUGCCCAAGCGCCACACCGCUGAGUUUAGAGUGCGCGACGAGCUGGGGCUUAUUGCUCCCGGCACUGAGCUUAAAGCUGACUACUUCGCCGUCGGCCAGCUUGUGGACUGCAUGGCCGUCACCAAAGGUAAGGGGUUUGCCGGGGUGAUGAAACGUCACGGUUUCGGUGGUUUGAACGCCUCGCACGGUGUUUCCAAAGCUCACAGACACCCUGGUGGGUCCGGGGGUAACCAGGACCCGGGGAGAGUGUUGCCAGGGAAGAAGAUGCCCGGGCACAUGGGUGCCCGCAACUGCACCGUGUGGAACAACGAGGUGUUGCACGCCGACGGCAACGCCGGCAUCUUGGUCGUCAAGGGCCAGGUGCCCGGCCCCAACAAGGGUUUUAUCCGCAUCGCCGACGCCAAGAAGAUCUACGGUAAGUCGGUGCAAGACUUGCAACGCCAGGACUAG
This is a messenger RNA of Diutina rugosa, 798 nucleotides long. RefSeq names its product mitochondrial 54S ribosomal protein uL3m. NCBI's taxonomy places the organism in Eukaryota, Fungi, Ascomycota, Pichiomycetes, Serinales, Debaryomycetaceae. The record is from RefSeq and is a predicted model, not a curated record. Gene Ontology annotation, biological process: translation. Gene Ontology annotation, cellular component: ribosome; mitochondrial large ribosomal subunit. The transcript has a single exon. Gene Ontology annotation, molecular function: structural constituent of ribosome. Bases 1 to 798 code for a protein of 265 amino acids.